AUGAACCUAAAGAUUUUCUUACUCAUCGUGCUGUUGCAGUGCUGGUCAUCAGAAGCACUUAAGAAGGAACCAAGAACUGGCAUCGUCUUUCCCGAUCCAUACCAAUCGAAACGAUUGCAAAAGACAGGUGUCCGUACCAAGGGUCCCAUCAAGGUGUAUGCAAUAGGCCAAUACGAUGAUACGACCUUUUUAUUGCACAUGACCUAUGGAGUGGGCGCUGAAAAAAUGACCGACGCACUCAAGGAUGCCCUGGAACCACGGCUUUCGAAUAAGAAUAAGAAUGGUGGUGAUGGUUCCACCGACGAGGAGCUGAAAGAAUUUGAACAACUCAUGCUAAAAGGACUACCCAAGGGAGCUUCCAAGGGAACACAACUGACUUUUGGUACAGGAGGUGGAAAAUUGUCACUGCAAGUGAACGGCAAACAAAUCGGAACAAUUAAAUCGAAACCUUUGUCCAAGGCCUUUGCUGGCAUUUAUACGGAUCGCAAGGCUGUCUGCACCCUGAAGCCACCUGCCGUCGAAGAGGGUGCUGCUAAUGAUGGUGAAGGCACCAUCGAUUCCAUAUUUGGUAUCCCAAAGAAAAGAUUAUUGACUGUCGCCGGAGCUGCGCUUGUCGGUAGCAUAUUCGGAACCUACAUCUAA
Molecule: messenger RNA, 642 nt
Organism: Cylindrotheca closterium
Lineage: Eukaryota; Bacillariophyta; Bacillariophyceae; Bacillariales; Bacillariaceae
Source: the annotation of a GenBank genome assembly